UUAACAUCCAGAACAAGUUAUGUUUGGAAAGAAAGGUGUUCGAGAUUAUAUGGAGAUGCACGAGCUGCUAUUCCAGAACAAGUGUCAAGGAGGAUUUUGUCUGAGUUUUCUAUUUUUGCCCGUAACAAUGUAGCCUUCCAGCUGAGAGUAUUGCGUGUUAUUUGUUCAUAGUAUAGUAUUCAUAUUUUGAUGUUUACAGGUAGAGAAUAGUAUAAACUGUAAACAUGACAACUUGAGAGGGAGCUUUGCGAGUUGCAGCCCCCCGGGCUUACAUGCAUUUUUUUUAUUACUCAUAAAAAAAACAUUAACAUCCCUCACACAACAUCACCUGGCCCUCACCCUCACUCAUAUCCUCAUAGAAUCAUUAACUAUUUGCUUGAGUAACAAUAUCAUUAUUCUCAGGAUCACUUGAAGUAAGUUCACCAAUGAAUAUACAUCCUUGAUAAAUGUUAUCUGAAAAAGGUAACGCACUGAUUGAAGCAUUCCCUUCUUGAUCAAUAAAGAUCGGGGAUGGUGGCGCUGAAGGUUUUGGAGAUGAACAAAACCUUGCAAGGGAAUGGGGGUUGGGCUAAUUGGGAGAUUGGUGGGGAACAAACUUCUAGCUAAUUAUGAGGAUGGAGGAAAUCAUUGAUAGAAGGAUUUUGAGUGUAGGCAAUGUGGAAGAGGGAGCGAUGAGGAAGAGAACAAACAUAAUUGAGGAUCACCUAUCGUGUUAGGGUUAUCUUGUUCAUUAUGUUGGGUUGGGGGAAGUGAACUUGACCCGGUUAAGGGGAAAACCCCGACAUGACCGGUCUGAUUUUGCUCCAAUUUUGAUGAAAACUUGAAAUCGUAUAUUUUAAGGAUUUUAUAGUUUUAAAUCGGAAUUUUAUGGGAUUUUAAGGUUCAAUGAUUUUGUAGUAAAAUUAGGAUCAUAACUCAUAAGUAAGCUCGUAAAAUCAUAAGAUUUUAAAAUUAAAAUCGAAAUUUUGACUACAUUGAUCAUGUCAAGUACGGUCUCCACCCCUUACUUCCCUGUAAAAUAACGUGGUCUGCUGCUUUAACUUCUCCCAAACGAGGAUUCGUUGCUCUAGCUUAUUAGAGGCUUACACAAUGUCCAAGAAAACGAGAUCACCCCCUUAACAACCGUGGAUUGAACACAAUAAUAAUCUGGUGCACGAACAUACGGGGUCCUUGGAUUUAUAACAAGGGAACUUCGCAAAUUAACUAAGCCAUUUAUUUCCAAAUGGAUACUCUGGAGAUUCUUUUUAUAUUUUAUAUCAUAAGGCGUUAUUUCCCAACUAUUAUCUUAAUCAAAAGUUAAAACCACCCACUUGAGAUAUAAUUAAUUUUAAUUGAGUGUUAUACGGCCCCCACGUGAUUAAAACAAAGUGUUCCAACUCAUAGAUGUUGGAAGGUGCAUUUACGCCUGCUCCAUUUGACUCAUUAAUCUUGUAUUUAUAAUUAACAUAACUAAUUAAUCACAUAUAAUAAUGAUUAAUAGUUAAACCCCCUCAACUUUGCUAUCUGCUCCAGUGUACCUUGCACGCAUUUCGUAUUUUAUUCGUGGUUGCAUUUAUUUAUCUAUUUAUGUAUCCUACAAAUACAAGAAGACGAAAAAGGUAAAUAGACGAUAAAUAAAGUGUUAGGGACCAUUGUGAAUUGUGAUCCGUAUCCAACUUGGAUUAUCAUAAUGCUUAAUUGUAACACAUAUGUAAAGCAUAUGAAUUAGAAUAUUAGACUAUGUUAGUUAGUUAGUUAGUUAAUAUUAGCGAUAUAUUGGUACGUGGAUGAUUAAUCCGCGUUUUGAAUUUUGAUAUCAAUCAACUCACAAAUAACUCCGACCGCAAUGGGUGGGUGAUUGAUGUGGGUGGGUUGUGGUUGAUAAUCUCCUACCAACAUUUAUUGGGGUGGGUGGAUUGCAGGUCACCUGAAUGACGUGCACCAUAUUUCACAAGACAACAAAUUGUUUCUUGUUUGUACUCUCGAAUAGUCAUCAUAUUUUUUAACAACACUAAACACCGACCAUCGACUUCUAAAAGGAGAAUAAAAAAUAUUUUGGACUACUAUUAUUGGUUACUAUGUUGUGCAAUGUCCAUUGGACAUUGUGAUGCAAAUUGUUAUAAAUUAUUAAUUGUAUCAAAGUUUCAAAAUGCGUAAACUAUCUCUACACAAUUGGUUGAUGGAGUAAUGAAAAAUUUGAUGCAAAUAAUACAUAGAUCCAUAGGAGACAAGGUGAGAAGUGUAUAAAUUACUACUAUCUUACGAAUUUGCGAAUAACUUAUUAUAAAUGUUAGUCUACUUGCUUAAUGGUUAUUUGAAAAAUUACUUUUGUGGGUAAAGUCACAACCCAACCGCGCUCAUCCACUGCCCACCCAACCCAAUUCGGAGAAGAAUGUGGGUGGAUAAUGGGUCACAAUUAUAUCAACUCGCUAAUAAGUAGGUGGAUCAAUUUUGAGAAUGAUGAUGCACUCACUCUAAUAAUUUAAAAUUUGUUUUCCGAUCACUCGCACGGAAGUCUGGGCUGCACUCAGAAGGUUAGAGCUCUUUGGAGGGAUGUAUAUCACAUUGUCGCGAUUGAGACAGACUCUACUACGACGGUGGACAACCGGCAUACGAACUCAAUUCACUCUUUCCUUUCGGUGGUAGCUGCUCAUCAUCCUAACUAACUGAUGUAAAAAAAUAUGUACAAAUUUAGACGAAAAAGGAGUUAAUAAAACAAAACUAUUAGAAAUUAAUUUGUACUAAUUUUUUACUCAGUUUGUACUGACCACUUCCUACCUAUUGUAUAGUCACAUUUCUCACCUACUAUGUACCUACCUUAUAACAAUGGGUGAAAACAAUGACAUCAGUCAACUAUAGGGGAGUCAAGUUAAAUGGAAGUGAACGUAUAUCGUAAGGUUAGAAAUUUAUGUUUAUUUAUUAGUGAAGAGUGUGUCGUGAAAUCAUCAUGUAAGUGAAUAUGCAACUGAAUGUCAAAACGAAGAGUCGAGAAGUCAAUUAAAAGAUAAAGAAAUAUCUUAAUAGUUAAGAUUUGCAUGCAUGAUCCCUAUUUUACGAAUGCAAACACGAAAAUCCCAAUAAUUUUGAACAAUCAAUUAAGAGAAUACUAUCUCGUCAAAACUCUCACAACAGAACACUAGCUCGGAUUAAAAUACCAUGCUUGUACAAUCAGCUAAAUUACACGUUUGGUCACUCAAAUUAUACAAAUCUUUCAUGUUUGCCCCUCGAAUUACUUUUCUUUCGGAUUCGCCACUAACUUUACAAAUCGUUUCAUCGUUAGUCACCGGCCGUUAGACUCCGUUAAAUUUGUCCUACGUGGCAUUCAACUAUCAAGUUUGACCGUUAACUAGAUGACGUGGAAAUUAAAAAAAAUUAAAAAAAUAAUCAUUUUUCCACCUCAUUAUUCCACUUCACUUUUCUAUAUGAUUUAUCAUAUUAAUUAUUUAACAAAAAUUAAUUAAAUUAUAAAACUUAAUUAUCGGCAAAAAGGAAGAAAUUACAGACGGGGUAGGUGAAGUAACCAAACCCAAAGAGAGCGGAAGAGGCGCCAACGAGAAUACACUGGCUAGAAGCUCAGAAGAGCGUAACCUGCAGCAACAGGAAUUUAAAGUCGCGGCCACGCAAAAUCGGAAGAGCCCAAAAGAAAUGCUUUUCUUCUUUCAUCAUAUGAAGAUGGAGCUCUAUUGGAUCUUUUGAGUUUUCUUUCUUUAUGGUUGGGGGUUGGAGGAUUAAUUCCCUAAAUAUUAUUUUUAUUUUUUAUUUACCAUGAAUAUGGUGGUUUAAAAACUAUUGGCACAUAUAUUGUGUUUUUUUGUAGGUGUUGAUUUUUCGAUAAAACCCAGCGGCGGCGCCCGAGAUUGGGGCUUUGGCGCUUGAUAUAAAGCGAAAGCGGUGGCGCCCCAGUUCGAGGCUUGGUCGUUGCCUUCUUCUUCCACUCUAGCACCACUCCAGCACCAUAUAUACUCCAUCUUUCCUUUGGUUCUUCACCACCAAAAAACUGAAAGAAGUUCCGAAAGAAGCUCUAGUGUUGCUGUCUGGUUGCUGGGAAGAUGGCUAAUAAUAGGUAAGAGACGUAUUUAUUUUUUUAAUGUAUUCUUCAAAUGCUAUAAUGAUUUUGUCCAGUUAGUAAUUAGUGGGUUUGUUUUUUAUGUAGUGGUUUAGAAGAUUUGAACUAGCUGUUCGGUGGAAAUCAGAGAAUGUAGAGGAUAAUUUGGGUGUCAUUUCGUUGGUGGUCUAAGUUUUCAUAUGACUAUUCCAUCUAGGGUGAACUAUCAGAAACUUUGUGAUAAUCUAAUUCGGAGAAUACGGCUUAGAGACAAAGCAGUAGAAGAUAGUGUUGUGAUUACAGGUUUCACUUACUAUCUUCCAGAAUGGUAGAAUGGUGUUUUAUUUCAUUAUGCGAUGCCUAUUGUCGAUGAUGAUAGCUUGAAUGUGCUUUGGCAUUUUAUGGCACAAAACCCUUAUUGUUUGGGUGCUGAGAUACAUGCUGAGCUCAGUGAGGAUCGGGGUGGAGAGGAAGAAGAUGACACAUGAAGCAUGCCAUCCGAUCAUGACUAUGAUGAUGGUGAUAACGGAGAUGAGGAAGAUGAGGAGGAGGAGGAGGAGGACGACGGGGAGGAAGGAGAACAACCUAAUUAUCCUCCAUAUUUUUACUUGCAGGGUUAUGAAGAGGACGACGGAUUAUCAUAUGUUGAUUCAUAUUACGUAAUUCCAAUGCCUAUUGUUGGUGGUUUUGAUGGAGAAUUCUACAAGGGGCAAAUAUUUCACUCGAAACAAGCUGCACAGGUGGCGAUUAAACACUACGCACUACAACGCAACUUUCAAUAUAACGUGGUGGAGUCGUCACCUUCAAUCUAGAAGAUCAGAUGUUUGAUGCACAAGGAGGACAAAUGUCCUUGGACGAUGCUGUUUGGAUGUCGAGAUGUGGGAGGCGAUUGGACUGUGAGAAAGGCCGAGUUGGUGCAUACUUGUAGUAGUACGACUCAACCGACGGAUCAUCGCCAUCUUGAUGUCGACAUUAUAUCUGAGUCCGUGAAACACUUAAUUAUAUUCGUAAUUUAAUUUAAUUAAGAUCUAUUCGUAAUUCAAUUUAAUUCUAUUCGUAAUUUAAUUUAAUUCUAUUCGUAAUUUAAUUUAAUUCUAUUCUAUUCUAAUUUCAGUUGAGUUCAACUAAUAAAAAAACUAUAGAAAUAGUUUGAAAACUUACCUCGUUUGCCCAAACUGCGUCAAUACGAUGGUGACCAUGCGCCCAAAGAAGUUCUGGAUCCACCGGAGCUGUAUCAAUUGUUGCAGGUGGUGGUCUCAUCGAACAUGGAUCCAUAAGGCUAGGAACUAGAAAAAAAAUUAAUUAGAAGAUAAAAAAAAAAUUAACUAACUUGUUGCCGGCGGCGAGAAUCCGGCCACCGCCGCGCGAGAAUCCGGCCACAGCCAAACUUACCCCUGUAGCGGCCGCGGUCGCCGCCGCCACGAUGCCCUCGCCUCCCUCUGUCCCUUCCUCUGCCGGGGCCGGCCUGCUCGUCGUCGGACAUGGCUGAUCGCGGGGGAGAUAUCAGAACUGCGCGGGGAAGAGGAGAGCGACGCCGCUCUGGACAAGGCGCCUUCGUCGGGAUGCUGGCGCCGCCGCCUGGGUCUGAGGCGCGACCCUCCUUCUUCUCGGUGCUAUCGUCGCUGUCGGCGUUGGGUUGGGGUUGGGGGUGAGGGACUCUCGAGUCUCGACUGCGGGCUGGUGUGUGGUGAGGAAGCGACGACGAGUGAGGAAGAAGAUAAUAAGAAAAAAAAAAGGGAGUGACGAAGCCUGAGUUUAAGGCGUUGGAGCUUUUUAAGUUUUCGAAAACUUUCAAAUAGCGCCAGCGCCUGAGUCUCGAGCGGGCGCGCUGUCAAGUUGUUGUAAAAAACAUAAAUUGCGCCCGCGCCUGAGUCUCGAGCUUGGACACUUUUAACCAUGGUCCUUGAAACCGUACCGGCGGUCCAACCACGAAAUACCAGUAUUGGAGGCUAAACCGGUAGGCGGUAUUUAACGGUACAACGGUUGAACUAUGGUUAAACCACGGUUUUACCAUACAAUACCCUACCGCUGACUUUCCCGAUACGAUCUCCAGUAUGGUUUCAUGGACCAUGCUUUUAACCUGCCAAAAAACACAAUAUAUGUGUCAAUAGUUUUUAAACCGCCAUAUUGGUGAUAAAUUAAAAAAAAACACAAUAUUUGCGUCAUUUACCCUUGGAAAAGGUGGAGGGAAAUGAAGGGAGCUGGAUAGGGAGAGCCAAAGAUGGAAUCUGUGGCUGAGGGGUUUUUGCCAGAAAUGGUAAAAAUUUUCAGAAACCAUCAAAAUAUGAAAGUCUCCACGAGAGAUCAGAGCUUUGCACGAACAUAAAAAAUUUUCCUCUGAAAUUUCUUUCUCUUUGUCGAUAAUUAAGUUUUAUAAUUUAAUUAAUUUUUGUUAAAUAAUUAAUAUGAUAUAUAGAAAAGUGAAGUGGAAUAAUGAAGUCGAAAAAUAAAUUAUUUUUUUAAUUUCCACAUCAACUAGUUAACGGUCAAACUUUAUAGUUGACUGCCACGUAGGACAAAUUUAACAGAGUCUAACGGCCGGUGACUAACUGUGAAACAAUUCGUAAAAUUAGUGGCGAAUCAGAAAGAAAAGUAAUUUGGGUAGCAAACAUGAAAGAUUUGUAUAAUUUGAGUAACCAAACAUGUAAUUUAGCCUUAUACAAGCAGACUAAGAUAAUUAAGAAAGCAAAGAACUCCAUGUGUAUAGAGGGAAAAACAACCAAGCCUUAGGUGUAUCCAUGAGACCUAGCUAGCUAGAAUUUAUCAAGAAAUCAUAAACUAAAAA
Messenger RNA from Linum trigynum, 6809 nucleotides. NCBI's taxonomy places the organism in Eukaryota, Viridiplantae, Streptophyta, Magnoliopsida, Malpighiales, Linaceae. The record is from the annotation of a GenBank genome assembly.